This is a messenger RNA of Rhinichthys klamathensis goyatoka, 2933 nucleotides long. RefSeq names its product mannosidase, alpha, class 1B, member 1b (gene man1b1b). Gene Ontology annotation, biological process: carbohydrate metabolic process; N-glycan processing. The record is from RefSeq and is a predicted model, not a curated record. The transcript is spliced from 14 exons. Gene Ontology annotation, molecular function: mannosyl-oligosaccharide 1,2-alpha-mannosidase activity; calcium ion binding. Gene Ontology annotation, cellular component: membrane; endoplasmic reticulum. NCBI's taxonomy places the organism in Eukaryota, Metazoa, Chordata, Actinopteri, Cypriniformes, Leuciscidae. The coding region runs from base 360 to 2270 and encodes 636 amino acids.
UACAAGUUGCUACUAGUGUGUGUACAGUUCAACACGCCUCCUUACAACUGGAUGUGUAUUCGUCUCCAGGAAAUCACUUGAAACAUCAGCUAAGAAAAUGGCUGCAAUAUCAUCCAGUUAAUCCUUCACGGUUUUUAAACGUGUCUUUCGAAAGUCGCAUGGUAUUCGCCACAGAAUUAGAUUUUUGUCAGUGUGACUGAUCGCCGGUGAGCUCUAGGCCCUUCAGUGAUGCCUCGGACCGUCGUGAGAUCCUGAGCCGACCAGAGCUCCGCUCCACACAGCUGGAGCCUCGACAUACUUCAGGAAGAGAGAGACCUGGCCACUGAGUUUAUGAACAGUCUGGAGAGAGACAGGGAAUCAUGCUUUCACCAUCAAGAAGGGAUUUUGUAUCUCUGACUCUCAGUGAAAGCGGCAGCUACACCAACAGCAAGCAGUGGCGCCGGCAGUCCUGCUGGAGGAAAUGGAAACAGCUGUCCAGAUUGCAGCGCAGCCUGAUUCUGCUUACAUUGAUGCUGUUGCUGGUUUGUGGAAUCGCCACAUCUCCCACUCUCAUAGAACACUGGAGAGGUGAUACAGUUGGGGGGAACAGGAACGAUGGGAAACCGCAAUUUGUUGUUGACCUGAAAAAUGAGUACAGGUCCAUUCUUCCUGAGCCGCCCUCUGAGAGAAAGGACUACCGUAGACGUGGACCUCCUUUCUUGCAGAACCGUUUGCAACUCAAAACGAAUGUUUCAGCUCUGUUGGGAGAAGAAAAUAAUGGACCGGACCUAAAGAAUGCAGAUAAAGGAUCGGAGGGAGGAAAGCCGAUCAUUAGUUGGCGUGCAGCUGUGAUAGAAAAAGAACAGGCCUCUGAUACUGACACCAAAGACACAGAAAACCAAGACGGCCCAGCAUCAUUAGCACGUGCUGAGAGCAGGCUGGAGGCUGUGAGAGAAGCUUUUAGACAUGCCUGGAAGGGCUACAAGGACUUUGCUUGGGGUCAUGAUGAGCUCAAACCCAUCUCUAAAUCAUAUGGAGAGUGGUUUGGACUUGGUCUGACCCUAAUUGAUGCUCUGGACACCAUGUGGAUCUUGGGUCUCAAAGAGGAGUUUGCAGAGGCAAGGGAGUGGGUGGCCAAAGAGCUCUCCUUCGAUAAAAACGUGGAUGUUAAUCUUUUCGAGAGCACCAUUCGUAUCCUGGGGGGCCUUCUAAGUACUUACCAUCUGACCGGAGACCUCAUGUUCCUGGAUAAAGCUAAAGAUAUUGGCUCCAGGCUGAUGCCCGCCUUCAACACUGCCUCUAAAAUCCCCUAUUCGGAUGUGAAUAUUGGGAAGGGAACGGCUCAUCCUCCGCGAUGGACUUCAGACAGCACCGUAGCUGAGGUCACUAGCAUCCAGCUGGAGUUCAGAGAGCUCAGCCGACUCACUGGAGACACCAAAUACAAGCUUGCUGUGAUGGAGGUGAUGCAGCAGGUGCAUAAACUGGACGGAAAGCAAGAUGGGCUGGUGCCGAUGUUUAUAAAUACCAACAAUGGGCUGUUCACCCAUCAGGGCAUUUACACGCUGGGCGCCAGGGCUGACAGCUACUAUGAGUAUUUGCUGAAGCAGUGGAUACAGGGAGGCAAGACAGAGAACGAAUUGCUAGAUGACUACCUGCUGGCCGUGGAAGGGGUGAAGAAGAACCUGCUGAACAAGUCUAUUCCUCAAGGCCUUACAUUUGUAGGAGAGUUGUCCCAUGGACACUUCAGUCCCAAAAUGGACCAUUUGGUAUGUUUCUUGCCUGGCACACUGGCACUGGGGGCACAUUACGGCCUUCCUGCUGAUCAUAUGGAGCUGGCAAAACAGCUGAUGGAGACCUGCUACCAGAUGUAUGCCCAGAUGGAGACGGGUCUGAGCCCGGAGAUAGUUCAUUUCAACAUGCAUGAGGGGAGCACAAAGGAUGUAGAUGUAAAGAUUGCUGACCGGCACAACCUUCUGCGGCCAGAGACCGUGGAAAGCCUGUUCUACUUGUACAGAUUCACCCAGGAUAAGAAGUACCAGCAGUGGGGCUGGGAGAUCCUACAGAACUUCAAUAAGUACACAAGGGUUCCCACUGGAGGUUAUACAUCCAUAAACAAUGUCUGUGACCCGGCCUAUCCUAGCCCUCGAGACAAGAUGGAGAGCUUCUUCCUGGGUGAGACGCUCAAGUACUUCUACCUGCUGUUUUCUGAGGACCCCGACCUUAUCAGCUUAGACAAGUACGUCUUCAACACUGAGGCCCAUCCUCUGCCCAUAUGGCCACAAGCAGAGUGAUGGACCCACAAGCACACGUGCGUAACCAAACACACCUCUCUCAGGGCCGUGAACACAUUUGAUAUCCAAACUGCCGUCUUUUUCUACACUAGGAACUCUUUUCUUUUGUAAUUGCAAGUCACUUUCUGGUGAAAUAAUUAGAGCCAUGACAAAAAUUUGUUUGUAGGUGCAUAGUUUCUGAGUUUACUAGUGAUCUGUAUGUUUCUAUUAAUAGAGUUUCUCUAUUUAUGCUUCUAUGAUACUUUGAUCAGCUGGGCUGCUUAGUUAGCCCACUGAAUCAAUAUGCUCAGUCUCUCAGCCCAAGCACACAGACAAACAAAAAAAACAUUCAUACUGUGAAACCUUAUGGGGACUGCAAGCACUUUAUGGUGUGUUUUGGGGGUUUUAGUGUGUGUGUAUAUUUUCGUUUAAUGAAGGAACCACUGCUGUUUUUGUUGUGGGGAGUCUUUCUUAGGGAGUCUAUUUAGCUUUGUAAAUUUGUUUUUCUUUGCAUCAUAAUUAUUUCCAUGGUUUUAUUUGUUUUCCAGAGCAUUUGGAAUAUGUGGUUACACUUUACAAUAAGGUCUCAUUUGUUAACAUUAUUUAAAGCAGUAACUAACAUGAACUAACAAUGAACAAUACAUUUUUGCAGCAUUUAUUAUCUUUUGUUAGUUAGUUAAUAAA